Pteronotus mesoamericanus is the source of this 1988-nucleotide messenger RNA. It is a transcript of the gene EFHC1, whose product is annotated as EF-hand domain containing 1. Gene Ontology annotation, cellular component: axoneme; mitotic spindle. NCBI's taxonomy places the organism in Eukaryota, Metazoa, Chordata, Mammalia, Chiroptera, Mormoopidae. The record is from RefSeq and is a predicted model, not a curated record. Bases 69 to 1982 code for a protein of 637 amino acids. Gene Ontology annotation, molecular function: calcium ion binding; alpha-tubulin binding. Gene Ontology annotation, biological process: mitotic cytokinesis; cilium-dependent cell motility; mitotic spindle organization. The transcript has 11 exons.
UCCCGGGCAACCAGGGAGGACAAAAAAAAAAAAAACCCAUCCGAGGUGGUAGUGGCAUAGCGGCUGCAAUGGUGUCCAACCCCGUGCAUGGCCUGCCCUUUCUGCCGGGCACGUCCUUUACGGACUCCACGAAAACAGCAUUUCAUAGAAGCCAGACACUGGGCUACAGAAACGGCUAUGCUACCGCUCGACGUCCAACGGUUGGGAUAGGCGGGGACCGGCUUCAGUUCAACCAGCUGUCCCAGGCUGACCUGGAUGAGUUGGCCAGUAAGGCGUCACUUCUAACUUAUGGCCAACCUAAGCAGGCCCCACCGUCAGAUUUUAUUCCUGCACAUGUGGCUUUUGACAAAAAGGUACUGAAAUUUGAUGCCUAUUUCCAAGAAGAUGUUCCUAUGUCAACAGAGGAACACUAUAGGAUUCGUCAAGUGAACAUUUACUACUACCUAGAAGAUGACAGCAUGUCAGUCAUAGAGCCCAUUGUGGAAAACUCUGGGAUCCCUCAAGGCAAGUUAAUCAAACGCCAGCGGCUAGCCAAGAAUGACCGGGGAGACCAUUACCAUUGGAAAGACCUAAAUCGAGGAAUAAACAUUACAAUUUAUGGCAGAACUUUCCGCAUUGUUGAAUGUGACCGAUUCACUCAGGUAUUUUUGGAAAGUCAAGGAAUUGAAUUAAAUCCACCUGAGAAGAUGGCACUCGAUCCUUACAUUGAACUCCGCAAACAGCCUCUUCGUAAAUAUGUCACUCCCUCCGACUUUGAUCAACUCAAGCAGUUUCUCACCUUUGACAAACAAGUUCUUCGAUUCUAUGCAAUCUGGGAUGAUACAGACAACAUGUUCGGUGAAUGUCGGAACUACAUCAUUCAUUACUAUCUUAUGGAUGAUACAGUAGAAAUUCGAGAGGUCCAUGAACAAAAUGAUGGGCGAGAUCCCUUCCCACUCCUGAUGAACCGCCAGCGCAUGCCCAAGGUUUUGGUGGAGAAUGCAAAGAACUUCCCUCAGUGUGUGCUAGAAAUCUCUGAUCAAGAGGUGUUGGAAUGGUAUACUGCCAAAGACUUCAUCGUUGGGAAACCACUCACCAUCCUCGGGAGAACUUUCUUCAUUUACGAUUGUGAUCCAUUUACUCGACAGUACUACAAAGAAAAGUUUGGAAUCUCUGAUUUACCACGGAUUGAUGUGAGCAAGAAGGAACCACCUCCUAUAAAACAGGAAUUACCUCCCUACAAUGGCUUUGGACUAAUUGAAGACUCCGCUCAGAACUGCUUUGCUCUCAUUCCAAAACCUCCCAAAAAAGAUGUUAUUAAAAUGCUGAUGAAUGAUAACAAGGUGCUUCGUUAUUUGGCUUCACUGGAAUCCCCUAUUCCAGAAGACAAAGACCGUCGAUUUGUAUUCUCUUAUUUUCUAGCCACUGACAUGAUCAGCAUCUUUGAGCCUCCUGUUCGCAACUCUGGUAUCAUCGGGGGCAAGUACCUUGGCAGAACAAAAGUGAUCAAACCACACUCUUCAGUGGAAAACCCCAUCUACUAUGGCCCUAGUGACUUCUUCAUUGGUGCUGUGAUUGAGGUGUUUGGCCACCGGUUCAUCAUCCUCGAUAUAGACGACUACGCUUUGAAAUAUAUGGAGAGCAAUGCUGCCCAGUAUUCACCAGAAGCACUCUUGUCAAUUCAGGACCGUAUUCGAAAGCAAGAACCAGAAUUAGAAAACAAACAAGCUGAAGUGGAUCCAGGCGUGCAAGAACUGGAAGCACUAAUAGACACAAUCCAGAAGCAACUGAAAGAUCUUCCAUGCAGAGACAACAUUCGUGAGGCAUUUCAAAUCUGUGACAAGGAAGCAUCAGGAUAUGUGGACAAGGAGGAGUUCUUUAAAAUCUGUGGCUCUCUCAAUGUCCCAACUGAUGAUUCCUUGAUUAAGGAGCUAAUCAGGAGGUGCUCUCACGGAGAAGACAAGAUCAACUACUAUCACUUUGUUCGUGCUUUCUCAGACUGACCUGGC